This is a messenger RNA of Lactuca virosa, 675 nucleotides long. NCBI's taxonomy places the organism in Eukaryota, Viridiplantae, Streptophyta, Magnoliopsida, Asterales, Asteraceae. The record is from the annotation of a GenBank genome assembly.
AUGACUUUGGCUCAUGGGUGUAGCAAUAGAUUUGUGCAAGAGUUUUUUAAUCAUUCGGGGGAAAAAAUUCAUAGGCAUUUCCAUACAGUUUUCGAAGCCGUGCUAAAACUGAGUGCCGACAUCAUCAAGCCAGUUGCAAACUAUAAUGAUGAUGUUCCUGAAUAUAUAUUAAAUAACCCUCGGUAUUAUCCAAUGUUCAAGGAUUGCAUUCGUGCUAUAGAUGGGACACAUGUUAGGGCAUCAGUUCCACAAAACGAGGAAGCGAAGGGACUGCACAUGACACAAGAAUUUUCAAUGAAGCCUUAUAGAGACCAGAUCUUAAUUUUCCAUAUCCAACGGGCGAUAAAUAUUACGUUGUUGAUGCCGGAUAUCCAAAUACUAGAGGCUAGGUGGGUGUUACUAAGAGACAUGCAUGUUAAUUACAAGUAUAAGAACCAAGUGAAAAUUGUGAUAGCAUCAUUGGCGAUCCAUAACUAUAUUAGAAAGGUUGGUAGGUUUGAUGAAGCGUUUAAUAGGGCACAACAAGAAUCCUACAAUCCCAUACGAGGUGAUACUAAUAGUGAAGUUUACGAAGAAGGUCCAAGUACACGUCGCACAAGUGAUGAUGAUUUAUAUAUGGCAGCGAUGCGAGAUAUUAUUGCACAAGAUAUAAUCACAUUGCGAAGACGAAUGUAA